Hemibagrus wyckioides is the source of this 3418-nucleotide messenger RNA. It is a transcript of the gene cyth1a, whose product is annotated as cytohesin 1a. The coding region runs from base 323 to 1522 and encodes 399 amino acids. Gene Ontology annotation, molecular function: guanyl-nucleotide exchange factor activity. Lineage: Eukaryota; Metazoa; Chordata; Actinopteri; Siluriformes; Bagridae. The transcript has 13 exons. The record is from RefSeq and is a predicted model, not a curated record. Gene Ontology annotation, biological process: regulation of ARF protein signal transduction.
ACCCGACACCACACUUCCUCAUUGCUUUUUUUUUGCGACAACAACAGAUAGAAACGGAGACCCGGUGGUAUCGAAUACAACAAAUAUCGGCAUUUAAAUCGGGGAAAAAAGUAAGGAUCGAAUCUCCGAGAGCUAGGAACUGAAGACACUCCUUCGCACGCGCAGGAAAAUUCAACAGCUACUCAUCCGGUGUCGCGUUUAUUUAUCUAAAGCGGGGUUUUCUUUUUAGUCUUUAAAACUUUUGCGCUAGCAAAAGGCCAGCGUUUGUUUAGAGUUUCGUGAAAAAAAAAAUAAUAAGAAGAAGAUAUCAAAGAAAGACGCCAUGGUGCUGAAAUCAGAGGACGGUGUCGUGCCAGACGACCUCACUCCUGAGGAGCAGCAGGAGCUCGAGAACAUCCGGCGACGCAAGCAGGAGCUGCUGGAGGACAUUCAGCGUUUGAAGGAUGAGAUAGCCGAGGUGACCAGCGAGAUCGAGAACCUGGGCUCCACUGAGGAGAGGAAAAACAUGCAGAGGAACAAGCAGGUGGCGAUGGGCCGUAAGAAGUUCAACAUGGACCCUAAGAAGGGGAUUCAGUUCCUGAUUGAAAAUGAUCUUCUGAAGAACACCAGCGACGACAUCGCUCAGUUCCUCUACAAGGGCGAGGGCCUGAAUAAGACAGCAAUAGGGGACUACCUCGGAGAGAGAGAUGAGUUCAACAUCCAGGUGCUGCACGCUUUUGUGGAGUUGCACGAGUUCACCGAUCUGAACCUUGUUCAAGCGCUCAGGCAAUUUCUUUGGAGCUUCAGGCUGCCAGGUGAGGCACAGAAGAUUGAUAGGAUGAUGGAGGCUUUUGCCCAACGCUACUGCCAAUGCAACCCAGGAGUCUUCCAGUCCACUGAUACGUGUUACAUCCUUUCCUUCGCCAUCAUCAUGCUGAACACCAGCCUUCACAACCCCAACGUGAAGGACAAGCCCACUGUGGAGCGCUUCAUCUCCAUGAACAGAGGCAUCAAUGACGGCGGAGAUCUACCAGAGGAACUGCUACGAAACCUGUACGAGAGCAUCAAGAACGAGCCUUUUAAAAUCCCAGAGGACGACGGCAACGACCUCACACACACGUUCUUCAACCCUGACCGAGAGGGCUGGCUACUCAAACUGGGAGGGGGACGUGUCAAAACCUGGAAGAGACGAUGGUUCAUUCUCACAGACAACUGCCUCUACUACUUUGAGUACACUACAGACAAAGAACCCAGAGGAAUCAUUCCUUUGGAGAACCUGAGCAUCCGAGAAGUAGAGGACAAGAAGCCGAACUGCUUCGAGCUCUUCAUACCAGACAAUAAGGAUCAGGUGAUUAAGGCGUGUAAAACGGAGGCGGAUGGCCGUGUGGUGGAGGGCAAUCACACAUUUUACCGCAUUUCUGCUCCCACCACUGAGGAGAAGGACGAGUGGAUCAACAGCAUCAAGGCGGCGAUCAGCAGGGACCCGUUCUAUGAGAUGCUGGCUGCCAGGAAGAAGAAAGUCUCCUCUAUGAAGAGGCAUUGAAUCUGCUCAGGGUGAUUCAGGGCUGUGUCAGAGAACUGACACUUGCAGUGGGAGGAUGAGACUGGUCUCCUUCCUGCUGCUUCCCCCCUUUCAAUAACGUAGUGUCUUUACGGGGACAGAAUGAGGUUUGAGGACUAAGUAGGACAUUAGAGAUUGGACAAAGCCAGGACUAGGCUCUAUCGUGCCCAGCAGGAACUGUGCCUCUGCUCCUCUUCCUGUAUAAAUGUCCCUCACCUCUCUUUCACCUCAAUGUGUGUGUGUGUGUAUAAAUGUCCCUCACCUCUCAUUUUCCUCAGUGUGUGUGUGUGUGUGUGUGUAUACAGGCUUUUCUCUUGAAAAUCCCCAAAGAAUCAAUCUCAGUCUGAAUGCGAAACCAAAAUGCACCCUUUCUCUACCCUCUCUCUGUCUCUCUCACUGUUUCUCUCUCUCACUGUUUCUCUCUCUCACUGUUUCUCUUUCUCACUGUUUCUCUUUCUCACUGUUUCUCUCUCUCCCUGUUUCUCUCUCUCCCUGUUUCUCUUUCUCACUGUUUCUCUUUCUCACUGUUUCUCUCUCUCCCUGUUUCUCUCUCUCCCUGUUUCUCUCUCUCACUGUUUCUCUCUCUCCCUGUUUCUCUCUCUCACUGUUUCUCUCUCUCCCUGUUUCUCUCUCUCUCUUUGUCUCUCUCUUUUAAACAUGUCUUAACAUACACACACACACGUUCUUGUUUAAUCAGCAGGUCUGACAGAAUGUGGGUUACCAAAAAAAAAAGAAAAAAGGCCUCUCCUUAAUUUCAAGACAGGAAAGACCUUCUUGUAUGCUUUUGUUUUUGUUAUGUACAGGCAAUAAGUGUAUUUUUUACAUUUCUAUAUCCUCUGUAUAUUCUUCGGCUCUUGUCGUUUUGAUAAACAUCACUGAAAAGCACCACACGGCUUUCAGGAGAUGAACGAGGCUGUGUUUAGUGUACACAGUGUAGGAUAUAUAAUGUAGGCAGAUUUACUUCUACACUAUCCAGCUGAAAGUAUGUGGACACAUGACUGUCACACCCAUGUAUGGGUUUUCCCCCCUAACCUAACCCUUGCCACAGAGUGUGAAGCACACAGUUGUCUAGAAUUUCUUUAAAUGCGGUCUCAUUAGGAUAUCACUUCCCUGGAACUAAGUAGCUUAAACCUGUUUGGUAUGACAAUGCCAGGAGGUAUGUGGAUUAAACACCAGUGUGUCACACUCCAAAUAAGUGCUCUUGUAUUUGAAUGAGUAGAAAUUCAUCCAGCUCUGCUCCAACUUCCUAGGAGUCUUUAUAUAAAUGCUGUUUGAUUUUAGAAUGAAAUUUUCAGCAAACACAAUAUGGGUGUGAAGGCAUCCAUGUACUUUUGGUCAUACGGUGUUAUGUCAAACUAGGAGUGUGUGUGUGUGUGGCUCCUCCAGUUUCUUGUAUGCUAAAAGGCUGUGAAUUCUGACCAUGUGAUUUCUCCCGAAACCAUUGCCAGUAGUAUCGAGUCCCAAACUCUAAACCUGCCUAAUACAAUUCAAUUCACAAAUCAUUCUCAAACCUAAACCCAGGGAAAAAACCCUGUUCAAGUUCAUUUGUCAUCACACAAAACUUGUUGCGUCUCUCACGAGUCGUCACGUCUGACGUAACUUGAGCUCUAAAUAGCUUACUGACCACAGAAUGCCCCCUUUUCUUUCUUUUUUAACCUAUCAUGACACAGAGCAUGCUUUAACUUCACUCUUUCUGUUCUGCUUUUCCUUUUUCUUUUCUUUUCUUUUUUUUUUUUUUACAAUUUUACCAAGCUAGCAGAUUCUAUUCUCUGAGCAGAGUCAUACAUCUGAGCAGUAUUGGCUUAUUUAUCAAGGAUGUAAUAUACUUCAGUGUAUAGUGAGUAUCUUUCUGCAUUUUAUAAAAAUAUAUAUAUAUAU